AUGGGUCGAAAAAAGAAGAAGCAGAUCAAGCCUUGGUGUUGGUAUUGUAACAGAGAAUUUGAUGAUGAAAAGAUCUUAAUACAGCAUCAAAAGGCCAAACAUUUUAAAUGUCAUGUUUGUCAUAAGAAAUUAUAUACUGGUCCUGGUCUUUCUAUACAUUGCAUGCAGGUACAUAAAGAGAAGAUUGAUAAAGUACCUAAUUCCUUACCCGGUAGAAAUAAUUGUGAAAUAGAAAUUUAUGGAAUGGAAGGUAUUCCACCUGAAGAUAUCAAAGAACAUGAAAGAUUAAAAAAU
This is a messenger RNA of Lottia gigantea (owl limpet), 294 nucleotides long. RefSeq lists its product as hypothetical. Gene Ontology annotation, cellular component: nucleus. The record is from RefSeq and is a predicted model, not a curated record. NCBI's taxonomy places the organism in Eukaryota, Metazoa, Mollusca, Gastropoda, Lottiidae. The annotation marks the transcript as partial. Gene Ontology annotation, molecular function: DNA binding. The transcript is spliced from 3 exons.